GCCCGCCCUGUCUGCCCCGGACUGGCCACGGCCCGGAUCCCUGUCCCCAAGUCGCUUCUUGGGUAGCAGUUCCCGUUAACCUUAGCCACAAAGUCAAAGGUCACUGUCAAGGAAGCCCCUUACCCCAUCCUCAGAUCAGUGUGGGCUUGAGGGAUGCACAUCCUCUUCCUCAAGGGGACAUCUGAGAACCUCCUUGGCACAGAGAUUUCGACCUCCCCAGCACUGAUGCAGUGGGACGCCUUCAGGGAUGGAGAGCAGCCUGGCUGGCAAUGGCCCAGGAGAUGGACUGGCAAGGAUCAAGCAGGAGAAGUCAGAGUGGCUGCUGCAGACUGUGGUGUCUCAGGCUGCACUUCCAGAGAAAGACAAGGAAAACAUAUUUCAGCAGCCGGGCGGCCGCCCACUGUGCCAGACCAUGAGGCGACCCUGGGCUGUGGGGUCACAGGAAGAAGUUGGGGGUACAUGUUGGGCCCCACCCCCUGAGCAGGAUGCACGGUUGGCUGCUCGAGUUCCAGGGAUAGCUCCAAGCUCUCUGAGCUCCACACUUUCUGGGGGUGGGGGUCACUUCGUGUGCAUGGAUUGUGGGAAAAGGUUCAGCUGGUGGUCAUCCCUGAAGAUCCACCAGCGCACACACACGGGCGAGAAACCUUACCUCUGCAGCAAGUGUGGCAAGAGCUUUAGCCAGAAGCCCAACCUGGAGCGCCACCAGCGCCACCAUACAGGUGAGAGACCCUUCCGCUGCCUAGAGUGCCCAAGACGCUUCAGUCAGAAGCAGCACCUGCUCAAGCACCAGAAGACUCACUCUCGGCCCACCACCCAUGCGUGUCCAGAAUGCGAGCGCUGCUUUCGGCACCAAGUGGGCCUCCGCAUCCAUCUGCGAUCACAUGCCCGUGACCGCCUGGGUGCCCGUGUCAGCUUGCAUGAGAUGCUACGUUAUGCUGCACGCCGCCGGGCCUGUCGCCUGAGCCCUGGAUCCUCACGCGGGCGCCACGAGUGGGUGUGGCUGGGGCUCUACCAGGGCUGGUGGGGUCAGCACAGGGUACGGACAGCAGCCCACAGCCGCAUAUGUCCCAAUGAAAAACGCCAAUUCAUCUGCAGUGAGUGUGGCAAGAGCUUCACAUGGUGGUCAUCGCUGAACAUCCAUCAGCGCAUCCAUACAGGCGAGCGACCCUAUGCAUGCCCUGAGUGCGGCCGCUGCUUCAGCCAGAAGCCCAACCUCACCAGGCACCUGCGCAACCACACAGGUGAGCGGCCACACCCAUGCUCGCACUGUGGCCGCAGCUUCCGCCAGAAGCAGCACCUGCUCAAGCACUUGCGCACGCACCUGCCUGGAGCCCAGGCUGCAAGGUGCACCAGCUGUGGACAGAACUGCCCCAGCCGUGCCGCACUGCGGGCCCACCAGCGUAUGCAUGCUGCUACUGAGCUGCUGCGUUCGCGAUCUGCUGUCCAGGGUGGAGUACCCGGUUCAGAGCCACAAACUGAGAUUGUCCGGAGUGUGGCUGUGAAGCCCCAUGGUUCUCAGGGUGCCAAAAAAGUGCUGUGUGGUCAGGGGUGCAAGACCCUGGCUGUCCCCAGUGAGCAGCGCCAGUUCAUCUGUAAUGAGUGCGGCAAGAGCUUCUCAUGGUGGUCGGCGCUCACCAUCCAUCAGCGCAUCCACACUGGCGAGCGGCCCUAUGCGUGCCCAGACUGUGGUCGCUGUUUCAGCCAGAAGCCCAACCUCACACGACACCGGCGCAACCACACCGGCGAGAGACCCUACCUGUGCACUGCCUGUGGCCGUGGAUUCCGUCAAAAGCAGCAUCUGCUCAAGCACCAGCGUGUGCAUCGCGGAGCUCAGACACCACGCCCUGGCCCAGAGGAGGAAGAGCUGUAGUGUGUGCCACCUGUAUAGCUGGUGGUGGGGGUGAUAGAAUGUGUGCCUGCAGGGUAUUAUAUGGGGAAUAGAAGGGCCAAGGAUGCAGACUCUUGAUGGUCCUCAAAUUAGAGCCUAUUAAAGGCUCUUCGCGGUUCUGAGGCCUGAGGAUGUUAUUCCAGAAACAUCUCAAAGGAAGCCCGAAAGGUGCACAGCGGGGGAGGUGGGAUGGAAGCUGUGAGUGUCUGUGAUGAGAAUGUGUUCAUUAGUACACCAUUCAGAAUUAGCCCUGGCCUUAGGCACCUUCUGAAGGGCUAUGGGGGGCCCUAGGAAAGCCUCCUUGUGUGAAAUGGCCUGGAACUGAUCAACAUUGUCCUGUCACAUAGGCUACAAGAUGGUUAGAGGGGUGGUCCCUAUGGGAAGAUGGUCACAGAUUCCAGGAUCCCCACAAUAGAGCAAAGGCUUUGGCUAGCAGGGGUAAUUAUUUCCUCAGCAUCAAAGACAGAGCCUCUUGUGAAGCACUGGGAGAUUUGAUGGUCUCUGAGUGUCUUGCUGCUCAUGGUGCUCUAGGUAUGGCAGGCCUGGCCAUAGAACGGAUAAUGUGUAUGAUGAUUAAGGGAUGAGGUACAUGGUCUCAGCCGUAGCCUGGCUGCUUGAGAAAGUGGCUGUGCAAGAGUGGGGUGUCUUGUUCCAAGUGUGUAGGCUUCUGCGACUAACUUGGAGAAAAAUGAAGGACUGAAAUUCCACAUGGUGUUGCCGUCCUUUCUGAAUCGUCCUUACUGGAGACCAGAUGUGUGUGCUCCCUAGGAUUCCAAGGGUAUGGGAGUGGGGUUGCCAUU
Molecule: messenger RNA, 2688 nt
Organism: Phodopus roborovskii (desert hamster)
Lineage: Eukaryota; Metazoa; Chordata; Mammalia; Rodentia; Cricetidae
Gene: Znf775
Product: zinc finger protein 775
Exons: 4
Coding region: 248-1870 (540 amino acids)
Biological process (GO): regulation of transcription by RNA polymerase II
Cellular component (GO): nucleus
Molecular function (GO): RNA polymerase II cis-regulatory region sequence-specific DNA binding; DNA-binding transcription activator activity, RNA polymerase II-specific
Source: RefSeq, a predicted model, not a curated record